ACGCCGUCCACCGAGGGCUCCGCCGCCGCCCGACCAACUCGCAGGGUAAACGAGCAGCAUGUCGUGGGUGCCUCCCAACAUGGCGGAGCUGUGCCAGCCGCGCAGCCAAGUGACCAGCUGCCAGCCGGCGGCCAUCUUGUACCUGGUACUGAUCGCGCAGAUCUUCGGCGACUCGCGCGACAAGUCGCAGCGCCAGUGCCGCGACCUGCAGUUCGACUUCGUGGUCGUGGGGGCGGGCUCGGCGGGCUGCGUCGUCGCCAACAGGCUGUCCGAGGUCGCGGAGUGGACGGUUUUACUGCUGGAGGCCGGGGCGGAGGAGCCGCGCGUGGCCGAUGUGCCGGCCUUCGCGCCCAUGCUUCAGGAGAGCAGCGUCGACUGGCGCUACCGCACCAUGCCCGAGCCGCGCAGCUGCCUGGCGCGCCGCGAUGGCCGCUGCCCCUGGGUGCGCGGCAAGGUCAUGGGCGGCUCAUCCACCGUCAACUACAUGAUAUAUGCGCGCGGAAAUCGCCGCGACUACGACGAGUGGCGCGACGACGGCAACCCGGGCUGGGGCUACGACGAUGUGCUGCCCUACUUCCUCAAGUCGGAGGACAACGGUGACUGGGAGAUUCGCGACCGCAACCCGCGUUACCACUCUACCGGGGGCUACCAGUCGGUGGAGUGGUUCCCCUACCAGGACCGAAACGUGCACACGAUCCUGAACGGGCUCGCCGAGAUAGGCUACCCCGGCACCGACGUGAACGCUGAGCAGCAGAUCGGCUCCAUGCAGCUCCAGACGACGUCCCGGCGUGGAGUGCGCCAGAGCACGAACGCGGCGUUCAUACGGCCCAUACGUCGCAAGAGGCACAACCUGUUUGUCAUGACCGAAGCGCAUGUCACGAGAGUCCUCGUUGACGGACAAGAUAAAAAUGCCUACGGGGUGGAGUUUUUCCGCAAAAAUGAACAGAAACCGAGAAGGGCAAUCGCAAGGAAAGAGGUGAUAUUAUCGGCAGGGAGCAUAAACUCCCCAAAAAUUCUCAUGCUUUCAGGCAUUGGCCUUCAAGAACACCUGAAAUCCGUGGGAAUCAAAGUUAUAAAAGAUUUAAAAGUUGGUUACAACCUGCAGGACCAUGUUACCCACGAUGGUGUUGCUUUCAUUUUGAACUUGACUGCAAUUACAGCUGACGAAUCCCAAAAGUUGCGUGAUAUAUACACUUAUCAACAAACUAAUACCGGUCCACUGUCUUCUACUGGUCCCUUACAAACAGGUGCUUUUAUUCAAACACGCUUCGCGGAAUACAAGGGUGUACCGGACAUCCAGUUCUCAUUCGACAUAGCGAGUUUGAACAAUUUAUUGCUAGCACCGGAAGAUACGACGACUGUAGAACCGCAUUCAUACUACGAUGGUAUUACUGUACGAGGAAUACUGCUCAGGCCAAAGAGUAGAGGAUUUUUGACUCUCAAUAGCACAAAUCCAGUUUGGGGCCCGCCUAUUAUCUAUCCUAGAUAUUUCUCGGAAAGCCCCGACUUGGAUGUAGUUGUAGAUGGCAUUCGAAUCGCAACACAACUGGCAUACACAAAGGCAUUUCGCAGAGCGGGUGUUGUUCUGUUUGAUAUGCCUUUCCCCGCAUGCAGACACUUCAACUUUGGGAGCAAUCAAUACUGGCGUUGUGUAGUGAUGUCGUAUACAGCUACUAUCUACCACCCAGCUGGGACGUGCAAGAUGGGCCCAAAAAACGACAAGGAAGCUGUAGUAGAUCCAAGAUUACGAGUUUAUGGGAUUAAAAACCUACGAGUAAUCGAUGCUUCCAUUAUGCCAAAAAUUGUUCGUGGAAACACUAACGCACCAACAAUUAUGAUUGCUGAAAAAGCAGCAGACAUGAUAAAACAGGACCAUAUGCACAGUUAUUCAUACAAAUAAAAAAAAAAUGGCAAUCAAAUAUUAAAUUUCUAGGUGUAAUGUUCAAAAUGCAUACAAGAUAAAUGGAAUAAAUUUACAGUCGGAAUAACCUCUGUGCGUUUAAAAUUAAUGACCGCAUUCAAUACAUUUGUAAUUUUUAACAAAAAUCAAUUACUAUUUUAAGAUAUUGAAUUAGUUAAUUUCAGGAUAUACAAAAUCCAAAAAGCAGUAAAUACCUAAAUUUUCUAUAUCUUUGAAGAUUCAUCAUUCGUAAGUUAGUUAAUAAUUUUGCACACAUUACCAUAAAUUAAUUUGGAAUUUUCAACAGUAUGUUUGUAUUCUCAAUACAUAUUUAUCACACGGUUCUCAUGAACAGUUUUAGUUUUUUGUAUGUUAUAAUCAUAAAUGUAAUUGCCAAACUAAAAAAAAAACUUUUAUGUAUCAAACAAUUUUUUUAAGAUUUACAUAUCUACCUCGAAUACAAGCAAUUGUUUUACAAUUGUAAUGUGGAAUGGAAAGUGUUGUACGAGUGAAAUUGUGACAAAUAAAUCGUUUAAAAAAAUUGG
Molecule: messenger RNA, 2445 nt
Organism: Bacillus rossius redtenbacheri
Lineage: Eukaryota; Metazoa; Arthropoda; Insecta; Phasmatodea; Bacillidae
Product: glucose dehydrogenase [FAD, quinone]-like
Exons: 3
Coding region: 59-1900 (613 amino acids)
Molecular function (GO): oxidoreductase activity, acting on CH-OH group of donors; flavin adenine dinucleotide binding
Source: RefSeq, a predicted model, not a curated record